Messenger RNA from Macadamia integrifolia, 3272 nucleotides. RefSeq names its product E4 SUMO-protein ligase PIAL1-like. Gene Ontology annotation, molecular function: zinc ion binding; SUMO ligase activity. The record is from RefSeq and is a predicted model, not a curated record. NCBI's taxonomy places the organism in Eukaryota, Viridiplantae, Streptophyta, Magnoliopsida, Proteales, Proteaceae. Gene Ontology annotation, biological process: protein sumoylation. The transcript is spliced from 11 exons. The coding region runs from base 139 to 2643 and encodes 834 amino acids.
CCUUCUUUCACUCCCUCAUCCCCAAAACCUGCAAAUUGCGAGGGAGGGAAGAAGAGCGCGAAGGCGCGAAGCUUACCAGGCUGAGUAGUCACUGGUCACUCAUCGGUAGAGAGAGAGAGAGAGAGAGAGAGAGAGAGAAUGGCAGGAGCCAUUACUCAGCGGCAGCCUGGGUCAAGCACCGGGGGAGGUGUUGUUGGCGGAGGUCAAGUUCCUCCAGGUUCGCCGAUGUCUAUGGCGAACUCGUUUCGUGUCGCGGCCGUCGCUACGCGUUUAACCUCACACAUCAGUGGGAUUCGGACGGAUCCCAAUGAGUUCAUCAACCUUUGCCUCGCAUUAGCCAGAGGUAUUGAUUAUGCAGUUGCAAACAAUGAGGUUCCAAACCGUGCUCAAGAAUUACCUAUGGUGGUAAAACAGGUAUGUCAUCGUAAAAACAACUACAGCUUCCAAGCUGUUAUCAUGGUGCUAAUGGUAUCUGUCAAGAAUGCCUGUAAGAAUGGAUGGUUUCUGGGUAAUGAUAAUGAGGAGCUUCUUACCCUGGCGAAUGAGAUAUUGAGCAGCUUCUGUAGCUCAGGAAACAUAAACAUUGAACCAAGUUCUGCCUUUUCUGCUAUUCCAGAAAUUAUGUCCAGGUAUGACUUUCCUUUUCUCCCCCCCCCCCCGGGGCGGAACCAGAAUGCAGAAAAUAGAAACUUCAGUUUACUAAAAGACGAAAAUCUGGAGAUUUCUAAUACCUCAUCAAUGGCUGAGCAGAAUCAGCCAAUAUUUGGGUUGAUCCUCACUGACUCUGACAUAAUUGAGGGGCCAUCACGGAUAUCACUCAACUGUCCCAUAAGCCACACACGUAUUAGAACUCCAGUGAAAGGACAUCUUUGCAAACAUCAUCAGUGUUUCGAUUAUGGUAACUUCCUGGAAAUAAACUCCAGAAGACCAUCCUGGCGCUGCCCUCAUUGCAACCAUUCAGUCUGCUAUACUGACAUACGUAUCGAUCAGCAUAUGGUUAAGGUCUUGGAAGAGGUAGCAGAGGGUGUCUCUGAUGUUAUUAUCUUAGUGGAUGGAUCCUGGAAGGCAGCCUUUGAUAGUAAUGACCAAACACAUCAACCACAUGGUGGUACACUGAGUUAUGAGAAUAAUGGGCCUGAGAAGCAUGAGUUCUCAAAGGACCCUGCUAAUGUCGUGGAUCUCACUGGGGAAGAUGAUGAAAGAUAUACUGCUAAUCUAUUUGAAACUGAAGACAGGAAACCCUUCCGGGAUAACUUCCAAGGGUAUUCUGUGGCUACCAGUCUGGCCAUCCCAAUGGCAGUCAACACUACAGCUGAGGUCGGUCUAAGUUCUGGUCUUCAAAUCGAAGAUGAUUUCUGGGAAGGAAUGUUCUUGUCCAUUUCUAGUGACACUUUUGGACCAGCAGGCUCCAGCAGUAUGCUGGAUACUGCGGCUGGUGCGAUUUCUGAGGCCACCCCAACCAAUUUUGUGCCAUCUCCUGUGCUAACUGAUGCUAUCUCUCCUGCUCUUAAUCGAGCUGACGUCCAGGGGGCUACUCAGCCUACAACCUCUGUACAUCCAGUUCAAUUUUCCGUCCCCUUUAACUUGCAGAUACAGCCAUCACAAUUUGGUAAUUCAAUUGUCAGUAACGAAUAUGGAAGAACAACAGUAUCCCGAAAUAUUAGCAGAACUCCAAUAGCAAUUCAGGCUCUUCCUGCUCAGACUCAAGUGCCGAGUUCAAAUCAACGGCUGCGAACAAAUUUGAAUUCUUUGCUGCCAGAUGGUGCCCCUUCUGUUUCUCAGAGUGUAAUGGAUACAAAUGGAUUCAAUGCUGUUGGUGGUGAGGCAGAAAUGCAGCAACAGUUCUCCAGAUCACUAAUGAAUCCUCUGCCGACUUCAGACAUUGCAUCAUCUUCAAUGCAGCAACCUUUGAUGAUACAGAGCUGGGAUCAUCAACAACGAAUACACUUUCCAACUCAAUCACUCCCACAGGUUGUUGGCCUUCUGGCAACUACCCAAGUUGCAGGUGCUUUAAGAAGCUCUUCCCAGCUUAGCCACCAGCAACUUCCAAACUCAAGGUUGCCUCAAAAUAUGAACCGGCCCUCAAGUCUGUUGCAGUCUACUCAUUUUCCACGAACACAGAUUCAGCAAGUAGGUGCACGGGGAGUUGGGUUGGCUACAGGAGGCACAACCAAUCAACAUCUUCUGCCUAUGUCUGCUGGUUUGCGAACUGCGCAGAUGGCAAGACCAUUAACAGUGCCUGUUCAACUCCACCCACCCCGAACAGGACCUUCUUUAGCAAUGCCAAUGGAUGAGCAGGGAGGAGGAAAUGUGUUGCAACCUGUCUCCAGUGCAGAUGGAUUAGGGGAAUUAUCAUCAGAGCAUAACUGGCGUCCCUCUGGGAGAAUGAGGGGAAGUCUCACAGGUCCGGCUUAUUCUGCUGCUCUUAGCCAGUAUAUGGGCCAACCAACUCCACCAGCACAAUUUUCUGGACCACCACCCAAUCAGAUUUCGUCUCCUAGUCUUUCCCAAAUGCAUGUGCUUGUUACCAACAGUAUCAAUGCCCAUGGACUGCGGCAACAAGCUUACUCGAGGACAGGAGAAGCAAGCAUGCCUGGGACCUUGGGCAUUCAUCCUGGACGAUCUAUGGGGCACCUAGGGUAAUCUACUGUGGUACUUUAGUGCAUUUUGUGAGUAGAUAGUACAGCCAAUUUUGUCCCCAAGUCAAUGUCUUGUAAAGUUACAUUUUGAGUUUCUUAAAGCAUGGGAUGGGUUUUAUGUAUAGAUUAUGGUAUAUUCCUCGUGUAUAGCAUUUUUGAAAAAACCUGGUUUCUCUCUCUCUGUUCUUUUUCCUUUUCCCAUGAGUCUGCAAUGCUAGUGGUAGUGUUAGAGUUCGAGAGACAGGCGGCAGUUGUUGGUUUACAGCUUUGUUGCUCGAGGAACAGGUAUACUUACAGAAUACACAGAAUACAGAGGCAAUUAGCAUCACAUUUCAAUGACUUCAAAAAGUUCACCAACAGCUGCGAUAACCACCACCUUCAAGUAGCUCUCAUUGUGAAGGUUUCGGUAAGUCGUCAUUUUCCAUAUUCUCCUUGAUUUGGUUCUAUGUCAAUGUUUUCAUUGAUUGAUCUGGCAGUGAUCCAAUGCUUUACCAGUAUAUUGUUUGUUAUUUUCAUGCAAGAUCUCUGUAAUCUAAUUCAUUUUCUUACCUGGAGAAGAAAAUGCUGUCACUUUUUUUUCUCUGUAAUCUAAUUAAUUUUCUUACCUGGAGAAGAAAAUGCUCACUUUUUGCU